Molecule: messenger RNA, 4091 nt
Organism: Brassica rapa (field mustard)
Lineage: Eukaryota; Viridiplantae; Streptophyta; Magnoliopsida; Brassicales; Brassicaceae
Product: B3 domain-containing protein At3g25182-like
Molecular function (GO): DNA binding
Source: RefSeq, a predicted model, not a curated record
CAUCGAUGAAACGGUUGCUACAAGAGCCAGCUUCAAAGAAACCCAAUCGCCAACCGGAUCUACCCUUCAGAAAAAAAAACAAUCAUCUACAAUCGAUCUAUCCAUCACCGGCUUUCCAACUAAGGGAAAGAACAAUCCGACUAGGAAAGAAAGAGAGACGAUUUGAUGUUGAUAGCCAGAAGAAGAGUAGAUCGACGUAAACGGGAAAAAACCCGGAGUAAGCCGCCGUCACAUAAAGGUAUAUGCGACACGGAGACAAAAGCCGGCCGAUUUUCGCCGGAGGAAAAGGCGAGAACGCCGGAGACAGAGUCCGGUCGGAUGAAACCGAAACCGGAACCAAAAAGUGGAUCUCUCUCACUCUCAAAAAUCAUUGCCUCUCUGAAAGAUAGAAAUUUGAUAAGAGAGGAACGAUUGUUAUGUCAUGUUUUUUUUUGAAUUUUCAAGGCUGGGAAAAAAAUGGAAAUUACCGAAACAGGGACUAGAUGGUAAUUUGCGCGUGAGGUAGUGAAAAAUGGAAACUAAACAACGGCUAUAUUUGAUGACGAUCGUAGUAGGAUUCGAUUGCAACAAGAGACCAGAUAGUAUUUAGUGUAAACAUACAACCAUUCUUCCCCUCACUUCCUCUUCUCUCAUACUCAAUUCUCAAACUCGCUCUCUCUCUCAGAACUUGAUUUUUCUAAUACCUCCGACCAAGAUGAAUACGUAUUACGGCGAUCUCACGGAGACGUGGUCAAAUUUCUCUCUCUUGGUGGAUACUGCGGCUUUGCUGCACGAACAAGAACACAAGCCAACAUGUUACACGGAGAAGAAGAAGACCGUAUCUCGAAAAGAAGAAGACGAACAUAGAAUGAAGAGAAUCUUCCAUCUUUUCCGAAGAAAACCAAGAUCAUCCGUAAAGAAGCCUCUUCAAAACCCUAACGGUGCUUCUUCUUCUUCAUCACAACUCUUCGAUCUUAACAAGAUUCCUUCAGAUACUCAGACUAAAAACCCACAAAACCCUAGUUCCCUAUCGACUUCCUCCUCAUGCCUAACAGAGAACAACAACACAAGCAGCCGCAAGAGACGUGCCGCGCAAGAAGGAAAGCAGCGUAGUUUCAAGAAAGCAAAGGUGUCACCUUUAUUCACAUGGGAGGGGAAAGAAACGCCGGAAUGGAUGAUCCAGUUGUUGAGAAACACGAAAGGAGCCGCAGACCCGAUGCUUAUCUUCGAGAAGACUCUGUUCGAAACCGAUGUCAAACCAAGCCAGAGCCGUCUCUCGAUCCCUUUCCACAAACUGAUACGUAACGACUUCCUGACACUGGCUGAGUCGAGAAUCAUCGAGGAAGACAUCAGCAACAGAGAAAAGAUGGGUUUGGGGGCGGUUCUUGUUGACCAAGGCAGCAAGAAGUGGGGCGUGUUUCUCAAGAGGUGGGAGAUGAAUGGUUCUUGGAACUACGCUUUGGUUUGUGGGUGGAACGAUGUUGUGAAGGCUAAUGGAUUGAAAGAUGGAGACAGCAUUAGUCUUUGGUCUUUCAGGUGCCGAGGAGUUCUCUGUUUUGCUCUUGUUCCUCUUCCCAUGUGACAGAGUAGCUCUUCCUUUGCUCUCUGAUAACUUCUUGAGACGAUUCUGUAGGUUUGUGUCUAGUGCCUUCUCAGAAUUGUAAUUGUCGAGAUUAGGGUUUUAGUACAGUUGUGUUUGAUCUUACAACACCUUGUUGGGUUUAUCUCAAGUAAUUUUUAGUUGUUUCUGAUUAUGUACUAUGAAUGUUUUGACAUGAAUACGUUUUGUCUUAGGAGUUUCAGUUAAUUGAUAGUUUCAUUUAUCUGACAUGAAUCUUGAUGAAUUAAACGGAUUUUAACUCAGUUUACUUGUGAAAAGAGCAAGAACAAUAUAAAACCAGGAACAAAAAUUGUGUUGCCAAGACUGUUUUUAGCAUUCACUGACUUCUUUCUUCGAGGGGACAUGGAAGUAGUUAAACUCUAUCAAACUGAUAAGUCAAAGAAGAUAUCACAAGGGUCACCUGGUAUGAUUCCUUUACAAGCGUUAGUGUGUGUAACCCCUGGCUCAUUGUCGAGAAAACUGAAAAAGAGAAAACACUAGAACAACAAAAAUGAAGAAACUAUUCAGAAACUUGAGCAAUGUUUCACCGGGAACAUCAAACCGGCAAAUAUAACAAAGCACAGCAAGAAGUAAAAUCAGGGUAGGAGUAUUGAACGUUGGAGACUGGUUGAGCAUGAAAAUGCACAAGGCUAUAAGAGAAGCGUUUCUAUCCCAAGUAAAUGUAUUUCUUAUUCGGGUCUCUCUAAUCACCACGAUCUAUUAACAUGUAUGCACACACAGAGGAAUAACCAGCAUGUUAAGAACCCACAAAAGCUUAACACAUAUUAGCAAACCAAUCUGAAGUUUUAAACUAAGUUCUUAAAAAAUGAUUUUUCUGUUAAUUAAAGUCAAUUUUAAGUAUAUUAUAAGCCAUGCGUAUAAACAAAAUUAGGGUUUAGUAUUUAGAAGAUGGGGUUGGGUUUAUAUACUUUUAGAAAUAAUUUUCAAAUUUUUAUAAAUGAUUUAAUAUGAUUAAUUUUGAGUUUUUUUUUUCAUCACAAACUUAGUGUAUUUAUGAAAUUGGUUAUCAUAAAGAUAAAUUUGAAAAGUAGUAGUAAAAUAAUUGUAAAAUUUCCCCAUUUUAAAGAUAUUUUCCAACUGUUUUUUUUUAAUUUUAAAUAUUUUUCCUUUUAUUAUUUAUAUCGUUUGGAAAAAUAUAAUGAAAAAAGGAAAAUAAAAUUAUAAAUCUGAUCCAAAAAACUAUUAAAUAAAAAGUAAAUUAAUCAAAACACUUUUUAAAUAACUGAUGGUAGUUAAUUGUAAUAUUUUAAUCUAUUAACUUUAAUUGUAGAAAGGGUAUAUAUCCUUUAACUUUUCGUAAAAUUGUUGAUAUGGCCUAUUUUCAUUUAUAAAACUUUUUCUUCAUUAUCCAUAUCAAAGGAAAAAAGGAAGUCGGCUAAUCACUAGUAGAUCUGAGGCGGUUUGAUUGCAAAAGCCCAAUUAGUAUUUAACUAUAUAAUGUCAACACAACCAUUCGCUCUCUCACUAUUCUUUAUUCUUUAUUCGCUCUGAAACAAAAGGAGAGGUUGAUUGAAUUUUUUCUUCCUCGUUAAUUUCGAACCCUAAUCUCGAGCGAAGAUGAGGAGCAUGGUUAAGGGAGGCGUGUGGAAGAACACGGAAGAUGAGGUCCUCAAGGCCGCCAUGAUGAAGUACGGUAAGAACCAAUGGGGUCGGAUCUCGUCUCUCAGCGUUCGCAAGUCAGCCAAACAGUGCAAAGCUCGCUGGAACGAGUGGCUCGACCCUUCUAUCAAGAAAACCGAAUGGACCAGAGAAGAAGAUGAGAAGCUUCUACAUCUUUCAAAGAUUCUCCCUACUCAAUGGAGAACAAUCGCUCCCGCCGUGGGGCGCACGCCAUCUCAGUGCCUUGAGAGGUACGAAAAGCUUCUUGAUGCAUCAUCAUGCAGUAAGGGUUAUGAAGCAGGGGGUGAUCCACGGAAGCUACGUCCUGGUGAGAUUGAUCCUAAUCCAGAGUCGAAGCCUGCUCGUCCUGAUCAAGUGGACAUGGAAGAUGAUGAGAUGGAGAUGCUUUCUGAAGCUAGGGCUAGAUUGGCUAACACUAGGGGGAAGAAGGCUAAAAGAAAAGCUAGAGAAAAGCAAAUUCAGGAAGCUAGAAGUCUUGGUUCUCUUCAAAAGAGGAGGGAACUAAUAGCAGCUGGGAUUGAUGAUGGGAAGCGUAGGAACAGGAAGGGGAAGGGGAUUGACUAUAGUGCAGAGAUUGCUUUUGAAAAGAGGGCACCUGCUGGAUUUUAUGACACUGCAGAUGAAGAUCGUCAUGCUGACAACCAUUGAAGAAGGCAAGAUGUGGAAGCACAGUUACUUAAAGCAAGAUGAAUGUUGUUGUUUCUGAUUGUAACUUGGAAUUGAUGAAUGUUUUGACAUGAAUAUGUUUUGUGUUAACAAUUUCAAUUUGUUUGAUGUUUACUUUUAUCUUGUUGACUUAAAUAUCUGAAUUUAACUCGGUCUUCUUGUAAACUUGUUGCCAACUUGGAAAGCAUAUGAUCUUCAACUGUCA